AUGAUGGACUCUGAUGAAGACGAUAUCUAUCCGGAGCACGAUGGGUCGAAUGGCCAGAACCACCAGGGUGAGGUGAGGAUGGAGGAUGCCGACGACGGCGAAGAGGAGGGCGAGGAAGUCGAGGAGGAAGACGACGAUGAUGAUGUCGACUUUAUCAUCGACGUCAAGGAUGAACCUAAACCAGAGCCAGGCUCAGGACCCAGUUCUCAGACAAAGAGACUUCCUGGACUAGGACAAGCUGCCGCAGACAUACGAAAAUCAUCAUCAACACCAACUCCAGCAGUGAAAGCAGGCACGCCCACGGAUGUAAGAGGCGGAUCGCAGCCUCCCAAUGAUCGUCCCGGCACCGACUAUCCCGCUCGACAUACGUCCAAAAUCGAUCCGAACGGCAACCCUGUACAUCCAGCUACAGGCAAGCCCAUCAUGUCCACAGACUUCGAUGUGGACUUCCCUUCGGAAUCAUCCAAGCCCUGGCGCAAGCCCGGCGCAGAUAUAACAGACUAUUUCAACUACGGAUUUGACGAAUUCACUUGGGCAUCUUACUGCCUCAAACAGCAGCAGAUGCCCAAGGAAGUGAAAGAGAUUACACAACAAGCAGAACAGAUGAAAGCGUUUGUAGAAGGGAUCCCCGGAGGCGGCAUGCCAGGAAUGCCUGCCAUGCCAGGUGCACCGGCCGCAGAUAUGUCGCAAAUGGCGAUGCCCAACGAAGCACAAAUGCAGCAAAUGUUCGCGGCAAUGACGUCUCAGGGGCUGGAUCCAACGACCAUGGACCCUGCUCAGUUCAUGCAGUUCAUGGCAGGUGGCGGAGCGGGGAUGAUGGGAACACCACAGCCUCCCACGGGCCCUUCUGCGUCGUUUGCAGGUGGUGGGGGAGGUGGGGGAUUUGAUCAAGGCGGAGGCGGCGGCGGCGGUGGCUUUGGUGGCCGUGGAAGAGGAAAAGGUGGGAGGAGAAAUUGGUAG
Fonsecaea multimorphosa CBS 102226 is the source of this 960-nucleotide messenger RNA. RefSeq lists its product as uncharacterized. Gene Ontology annotation, molecular function: RNA binding. Gene Ontology annotation, cellular component: mRNA cleavage and polyadenylation specificity factor complex. The record is from RefSeq and is a predicted model, not a curated record. Bases 1 to 960 code for a protein of 319 amino acids. NCBI's taxonomy places the organism in Eukaryota, Fungi, Ascomycota, Eurotiomycetes, Chaetothyriales, Herpotrichiellaceae. The transcript is spliced from 2 exons.